AUGCCCAGCUAACCACAGGGCGCAUACUGGGCAUUCUACCGCACCGUAUGGGUGCUAUGGGGUACACACUUCGGCGAGGAGCGCCACAAGCGCGUGUUCAACGGCGAGCCCGAGACGCCCACCCCGACCAGCACCCUCGGUUAUGGGCCUGUCAAGCCCGGCUCACCCAGCCCAGGCGCGUAUGGUCAGCCUGCUACAUAUCCCCAACAGCAAGGAUACUUUGGCCCGCAGAAGGUAUAGGUUGAUUAGGUGCAAAAAGGGAGGAGGUUGAGCGCCCAUUAAACCGCCGAGUCAAUAGUCAGACCCCCAUACACGUAAGGUUGGAUUCACUUCGCGAUGCAUUUGUGUGUUGAUAUCUCACAGAGUUGUGCUGCAUGCGUCGACUUGUGAGGUGGAGCGAUGGUCGAGUAGGCAUGUGUAGACUGUUCAUGAGUGUGUCCUCGUUGCUCCUUGCCUUUCAAGCUCGCGCACAUACGGCCCUCCCGUUCUGGCAGCCCGGCCCCCACCUCGCUGUUGCCAAUGGUCCCAAAGCGUAUGCACAGGAUUGGAGUACUAAGUGGUGGUCAAUGCUCUCAAGACUGCAGGAGCAAGUGGUGCGCCGUGUGCCACUAACCCGCAAGGUGAUGACACCUCCUCGAAAUGGCCGCAAGCCAGUUGCGCGUGAGGACACGCCGCCCACGCGCCGCUGCGCUGUGCACUUUGCCGGCGGCGCAGCGCUGCUACCACGCUCCUGCUCCUCCGCACCCUCUUCGAGGCGCUCUACUCAUGGUUUCACCCCGGCGGCUGGUUGGCGUGGCUCUCGCUAAGACCCUUUGCGUCUUUUCCCCUUGGGCUGCUGAUUUUUUCAUGCUUUCG
Molecule: messenger RNA, 855 nt
Organism: Cutaneotrichosporon oleaginosum
Lineage: Eukaryota; Fungi; Basidiomycota; Tremellomycetes; Trichosporonales; Trichosporonaceae
Source: RefSeq, a predicted model, not a curated record